Messenger RNA from Stomoxys calcitrans (stable fly), 4962 nucleotides. RefSeq names its product mucin-2-like. The record is from RefSeq and is a predicted model, not a curated record. Lineage: Eukaryota; Metazoa; Arthropoda; Insecta; Diptera; Muscidae. Bases 1 to 4962 code for a protein of 1653 amino acids. The transcript is spliced from 2 exons.
AUGACGGCAAAAGGCAUUACCCAAAUGGCAAUAAGUAGGCACAUCUCCAAGAACCGUAAAAAAUACAAUUGGACAGCUAUGAAGACGUCAAGGAUAUUGGGAACAAUUCUGGUCGCUUUGCUAAUUAACAUCAUUAGUUAUGGUGAGGCUCAAGUGCCUGUCUACAAGCCAGCGGUAAAGAAUAAAUCAAUAGAUUAUCGUAUGUCCUUGGCGCAGAUAUUGAACAUGCCUGAAGUUAAAACGAACCCCUACAACCUAUUCAAAUCAAGGGAAGAGUUUAUUUACUUUGCCGAAAAAUACAUAAAAAAUCGCAAAAUAUAUGACUAUAAAGUCUAUCGACCUUAUGAACCAGCAGCGAAACCGACGCCCUCCUUGGCCUAUGAAUAUGUCAGAAGAAUAUUGGAAUCCUUGAAUAUUUUGAACCCAGCAUGGAAUGGAGGAAAUGAAAUUGAAAAUUCUGAUGGUACAUCAACUACUUCAUCCACAGUGAAUAAAGAUGUGUCACAGCUUUCUACCACCGAGGGACCGCUUGUAACAAAUUCCACAGAAGGAAUAAAAAAUGAAACUUAUAUUCAAAGCACUACCCUUGAAAGUUCUAUGGCAGAAACCACGACACCUGCCGCUGAAGGAAUGCUUCCUUAUGACAAGAAUUAUACCUCAACUACUGAGUCAAUUUUUACCAUUCCAAUUAGUACCACUGAAGCCUAUGUUAACUAUACGUCCACCACAGAGGAACUAAUGUUUACAUCUUUGCCGGAAACUACAGAAAGUUUUGCACCACACUCUACAACAGAAGCUCAAUAUUCAACAUCAGUGGAAACAACGGAAGCAGUAGAUUAUAGCGAUCGAGAUCACAAGACAUCAACUGAAUCAGCAUUUACUACUCCAGCAAAUAUAUUCGUCGGUACAAGUGAAUCCACAAUUGUACUAAGCACUGAUCCAAGUUUUCCUACGGAAUUAACAACACAUGAAGCAGUCCAAUCCACUCCAACAGAAAAUGAAGACACUACUACCACUAGUAGUUCCCAAAGUAAGACAGAGACAACCUCCGCUAGUUGGAUAUUGGAUUCAACAACUGCAGAUGUAUUUUUCCCUACAACUUCCAUGACUUUUGUUGGAAAUGAAGUGGAGCAAACAACAGAAGUUAGUGCAGAAUUUAUUCCUACAACUUCUGAGAAUCCACCAGGAUAUGAGAGUAAUGAAGAGACAACUAAUCUUUACUUCAGCACAAAUUUCACUUUUGAUCCAAUAACAAAUGAACAGUCAACUCCUUCAUACGAGGUUGAUAACAAUAUAGAUGCUACUACAGAAAAUGAAUAUAACUCCAGCGGUGUUAUACUACAAUACCAAACCACCUGGCCGACGCUAUUUGAAACAACAACAUACGAAGCAAUUGAAUAUUCGCCCACAGAUGAACCUUCUACAAAUGAACAGACAACUCCUUCAUACGAGUUUAACUCCAGCGAUGUUUUGAGUCAGUAUCAAACCACCUGGCCUACGGUGUUUGAAACCACAACUAACGGUAUAAUUGAAUAUUCGACCACAGAUGAAUCUGCUACCAUAGAAACCAACAGUGCUUCCAUUCAAGAAACCACAACUUUUGGUACACCUGAAUAUUCUACUGCAGAAAAUGAAUUUAAUUCCAGCGGUGUUAUAAUACAAUACCAAACCACCUGGCCUACAGUGCUUGAAACAACAACUAACGGUAUAAUAGAAUAUUCGACCACAGAUGAGUCUGCUAUUCUAGAAACCAACACUGCUUCCUUUCACGAAACCACAACUUUUGAUACACCUGAACAUUCUACUGCAGAAAAAGAAUUUAACUCCAACGGUGUUAUAAUACAAUACCAAACCACCUGGCCUACAGUGUUUGAAACAACAACAGACGUGACAACUGAAUAUUCGACCACGGAUAUAUUAUCUGUUCCAAAAACCAGCCCUUCUGCCGUUCAAGAAACCACAACAUUUGAUACAACUGAGUAUUUUACUCUAGAAAAUGAAUUUAACUCUAGCGCCAUUAUGACUCAAUAUCAAACCACCUGGCCUAUGGUAUUUGAAACAACAACAUACGAUACAACAAAAUAUUCCACCAUAGAUCCAUAUGAAAAUUAUUCAAAACUUCGAUCGGUAGCUGAAGAUUCUAGUCCGGCCACAGUUUUGUAUCCAACAACAGAACCGGAUAUUCCUACAACAACAACUACUGGCAAUAUUGAGUAUUCUACCUCAGAUAUGUCUUCUAAUCUUGAUGCUUCUUUGGAGCACAUAAAAUUGAAAACAGAUCAAUCUAACGAAUUCGAGAUGCCAGUUUACUCCACUGAAAGUAAUGAACUUUCCAUUUCUGAUAUGGACCAAACAACCAACUUAGAAAGCAUCAUGUUUGCCGAUGCAUUUGUACCACAUAUGCUAGAGAAUCUAAAAGAAUCUGUGGAUCAAACGACCAAUGCUGGAACAUUUGAAACCACAACAUUUACUGAUGAAGUUCAACCUACAUCUGAUACCUUCCCAAAUACAGAAGAAACAACAACACUUGUAAUUGAAGCUGCUUUCAGUGAGGCAUUAGAGUUCGAUGGAACAACUAGCCCAAGCAUUAUUGAAACAACGACCACCGAUUAUACUCCUACCGAAGGAAGUUUAAGUCUAACCGCAACAGAAGAUGCUUCUUACGCCUUGGUUGAAACCCCAAAAACUUUAGAUUUAACCAUAGCUUCUUCAGCGAAUGUUGAUAAUGAAACUAAUGCAGAAUAUGUGCCAACUUCAACAACGGAAAUCGCAAUCGAAACAACUUCUAGCUCCUUUACUCCAGAAGUAAAAGAUGACUAUGAGGAAACUGAAAUAUAUCAAACCAUUGACCCCAGAAUGUAUGAAACAACAACAGUUGGUUCAACUACCAACGAGGGGUCUUCGGUUCUGCAGGAUAUGUUAGGUCAUAUACCAAAAGAAGGUUUAAUCGAGGCUGCGACCAUAAUUGAGUCCACUGAGCCCUUAGAUAUACCCAUAAAAACUUUACAAAGUAUUGACAGCGUAACUGAGCAAGAGUAUCAACCCACAUCAACAAUGGAACCAAUGGUUAAAGCGGAAGACCUGACUGGUUUACCACAAAAACUUUCUAGUUUUUAUGGCUCAGCUUUAAAAGAUGACUAUGAAUAUACAAUGGAUACCAUGGACUCUACCUCAUCGCCCCAUACAGAGACUUUAACAGUUUUAGAUACGCAAUAUACAACAUCUUAUACUGAAAAAGUAUUUCCCUCAAUACCUUUGAAAGAGUUACAGUCCCAUGUUGAUGGCACAUCCAAUAGAAGAAUGAAAGCAUUUGCAAUUGACAAUACUCUGGAAAACGAUAAUUCUUUUAUUCCUGACACAGAAUUGGCGAACAAAUUGGACCAAUUCGCCACUGUGAAAAAAGAAUUCUUGGAGCAGUUUACUGAUGCAACCAUAUCUUCUCUACUAACAACCUCAGCGGAAUUCCCUUCUUCAACACUACCAUAUGCAACUGAUACCGAUAUCUCCGAAGAAACUACAACCUUGAGAGAAGAAGAAUAUGUGACAGAAAAUUCACCAACAUCUGCAAACUUUGAAACUGAAGCGUUUACUCUUAACAUCGAAAAUGUUGAUAAACAAACAAGUUAUCCGACAGAAGAACCGGCUUUGGAAUAUACAACUGAAACCAACAUCUUGCCCUCUACAACUGUCAUAUACGAUUCAACAGAAUACCCUUCCACAACAGAGUCUUUGAUAUAUUUAGAAGAAGAAAUUAAUGAAGGCACCACUACAGAAAUUAUUCCAGAAAGCACAACUUAUAGUUUCCCUUCAACAACUGAUUUCCCUAUAACAACCGAUGAGUCUUAUAGAUCUACCACCGAAAUUUGGGAGGAAGUGGCAGUAUAUGAAGAUGAUGAAUUUUUUACAGAAUCCCCUACUGAGAACUUUAAUCUUACUACAAUAAGAAAUUCGCCACAACUUCCUACUUCUACUGAGUCCUCUGAUACUACGACUGAAACUUUACAGGAAGCACCGUAUAUAGAAUCGUCAUUAGAUUCCACUAGAGAAUCUUCUAAAUCUUUGACUUCCUUGCCAGCAACCCCAACAUACAGCCUAGAAGAUCUCGCUACUUCAACAAAAUCUUAUACAGCUACCACUGAAAUCCUAGAAGAUUAUUCUGCAAAAUCCACAACUGAACCUCCAAUGCCACUUUUUAAACUUGCAGCAAAUGGUUCCACACAACUGGACACUUUAGCUGAGAGUUCAGGUUUUCCCAAUGACAUUUCAAAAAAAGCAUCCAGCAAUCCAUACAAGAAAUUCUCUAAAAACAACGUAUCAUCCAUGACUGCCACAGCAAAAGAGUUAACUCCAUCAAUAGUGGGAAAAACAAUAGAAAGAUCCCAAGAUUCCGAACUUGCUAAAGUGGAAGAUAAUCUUGAACUCCUACAAGUAAUAACAUCGACAAUUGCAAAUUUAGACAUCAAAACAACAACAACAUUAGUUUCCGAAAAGGAACCUACAUUAUCAACGCAGAGUUCCAACACUGUAACCAACAGUGAAUCCAUAGUUGAUGGUUAUACUACGGUAUCAUCCAUAUCAAGUUUCCAUAACGAUUUUGAUACCACCACUCCCUCACUCCAAGAUUCUGAAACAACAACCGCUUUUCAGCAAAAUGAAACCGUGUCAAAUAAGCUCACUGAAAUCUUAAAUUCAACGGAAACAACAAAUCUUUCCGGAUCCGAAAGUUUACAACCCAAACUGAACAACAGUUCCUCCAAUGAAUUACAUUUAGCAAAUAAUGAAGUCCAUUCAAUACAAAAUAUCGAAGAACCAACUAAUUUACCAGUUAUAAAUGCAGAUGAAGACUUUGGUACAAUUUAUAGAUAUAGAUCAGGAUCCCGAUCUCUUAAGUUAGAUAAUGGUAACAGCUUACCACCAAAGAAAAUAAGAUAUUCAUCUGAUGUAAUGCCUACUUUAGACUAA